CCAAUUAGUUAUAUAUAAUUUGGUUCUGUUAGUUUUUGAAAAUCACUUAGGACCUCUUCGCAUGGCUUCGGUAGAUUCACAUGUGUUAAUGGGGAUAAUUAGCCUGAUCUUUUUAUCCACUCUUUUUGUCACUAUGGUAGGCUCGGAAUCGCAAUGCCGCAAUUUCGAGUCGAUCAUCAGUUUCGGUGAUUCGAUUGGCGACACUGGAAACUUGCUCGGUCUCUCGGAUGAUCCUAACAAUCUUGCUUUGAGCGGUUAUCCACCCUACGGUGAAACUUUCUUUCACCAACCAACCGGUCGUUUCUCUGAUGGCCGCCUCAUCAUUGACUUCAUCGCUGAAUUUUUGGGGCUUCCUUAUGUGCCUCCUUACUUCGGAUCUAAAAAUGGAAACUUUGAGAAAGGAGUUAAUUUUGCCGUAGCCUCAGCAACGGCAUUGGAAUGUUCUUUUCUCGCAGAGAGAGGAUACCAUUGUCGUAACAACAUCAGUUUAGGAGUUCAGCUUAAGAUCUUCAAGGAGAGUUUACCAAAUCUAUGUGGCUUGCCAUCAGAUUGUAGAGAUAUGAUUGGAAAUGCUUUGAUUCUCAUGGGAGAUAUUGGAGCAAAUGAUUAUAAUUUGCUAUUCUUCAAACGCAGACCCUUUCACGAGGUCAAAGAGCUAGUUCCGUUGGUGAUUAGUACUAUUUCUUCUGCCAUUACGGAGUUGAUUGGUAUGGGGGGAAGAACAUUUCUGGUGCCCGGAGAGUUCCCUAAGGGAUGCUCGGUAGCAUAUUUGACAUUAUAUCAAACAUCAAACUUGGCAGAAUACGAUUCUUUAGGAUGUCUGAAAUGGCUGAACAAGUUUUCAGAAUACCACGACGAGCAGCUUCAAGCAGAACUCAAGAGACUUAGGAAGCUCAACCCUCAUGUCAACAUCAUAUUUGCUGACUAUUACAAUACUUUGUUGCGCCUUAACCAAGAACCAUCGAAAUACGGAUUCACAAAGGAACCCUUGUACGCUUGUUGCGGUGUAGGAGGACCAUACAACUUCAACUUUAAUACAAAAUGUGGGAGUGUAGAAGUGGAAUCUUGCAAUGAUCCUUCAAAAUAUGUGGCCUGGGAUGGCAUUCAUAUGACUGAGGCUGCAUACAAAUCAAUGGCUGAUGGACUACUCAAAGGACCAUAUGCGACUCCUCCUUUCAAUUGGUCAUGCCUCAGCUCAAAGAUUAAGAACAAGAAUUCAUUAGACAAACAAACUUCUCUGCUGAGCAGCUGAUAUAAGCUUGUCUGAAACAUUAAAUAACAUGAGAGAUAACCAUAAGAAAAUAUACAGUGCGUUCUCUUGUAUUGGAUUAUGUAUCGUAUUAUAUUGUAUUGUUGUUGGGAUAAAGUGGUUGAAGUUGAAUGAUCGAA
Messenger RNA from Camelina sativa (false flax), 1389 nucleotides. RefSeq names its product GDSL esterase/lipase At1g31550. The record is from RefSeq and is a predicted model, not a curated record. NCBI's taxonomy places the organism in Eukaryota, Viridiplantae, Streptophyta, Magnoliopsida, Brassicales, Brassicaceae. Gene Ontology annotation, molecular function: hydrolase activity, acting on ester bonds.